ACCAAGCGAAGCGAAGAGACACAGAAGCAGAGGAGGGAAAAGAAGAGGCGAAAACUCGCGGGAUAGAGAAGAGUUGCAGAGGAAGGGAGAAAAUGUCAGGAAGAGGGAAGGGAGGUAAAGGAUUGGGAAAGGGAGGAGCGAAGAGGCAUCGUAAGGUGCUGAGGGAUAACAUCCAAGGUAUCACCAAGCCUGCCAUUCGUCGCUUGGCUCGUCGUGGUGGUGUCAAGCGUAUCAGUGGUCUCAUCUAUGAGGAGACUCGUGGUGUUCUCAAGAUCUUCCUCGAAAACGUCAUUCGUGAUGCCGUCACUUACACUGAACACGCUCGCCGGAAGACCGUCACUGCCAUGGACGUCGUCUAUGCUCUCAAGAGACAGGGCAGGACUUUGUACGGGUUCGGUGGUUAGGGUUUCUGUCAUCUAGGUGUGAAAAUUUUCGUUUUUUUCUUCUCUUAUAUCUCUUAUGGGCAUUUGUUAAUACGAAGGGAACUGCGUUUUUUUUCUCUUCUUUGUUUCUUUCUCAUUGUGGGGCUGAUUGUAUUCUAUUUCCAAGGGCGAUUCAAGGAAAAUACUAGCGUUGUUCCUCUUAUUCUUCAAUGAGAUAUUUGUUGAGAAAAGUAUUCCUCUUUCAAUUUCUCUUCAUGUUUCUUUUUCCUUUCAAUCUGUGUAUUUUGAAAGUAAAAGGUCUACGGCAGCUGGUCGUUUUUACAGCAGGUUUCAA
This is a messenger RNA of Nelumbo nucifera (sacred lotus), 717 nucleotides long. RefSeq names its product histone H4. NCBI's taxonomy places the organism in Eukaryota, Viridiplantae, Streptophyta, Magnoliopsida, Proteales, Nelumbonaceae. Gene Ontology annotation, molecular function: protein heterodimerization activity; DNA binding; structural constituent of chromatin. The record is from RefSeq and is a predicted model, not a curated record. Gene Ontology annotation, cellular component: nucleosome.